AUGGAAGAGUAUGUGGCUGAGUUCUUCUUUAAAAGAAGUUUAUCUUGUUUAAGUGAGAGUAGUAGUAUAUCUUGUCCGAUUAAGAUAAGUUUAAGUGAUAGUUUAGAUAGUCAAAAUCAAAAGACUAAUCUAAAUCUAAGUUUAAAUCUAAGUUUAAAUCAAAAGUUAACUUAUCAGAUAGCGAUAGUAGCUUAUGAAAAAGUUGUUUUAAUUGAUCCUUUAACUCUAUCUAUCAUUAAAGAGAUAGAACAUGGAUGUACUAAUUUAAUAACGGCUAUUUGUGGCGUAGUAAGAGAGGGUGGGAUGUACUUAGGCCUGGGAAUGGAUAAUGGGUUAGUACGGAUAGUUGAUGGAAUGGGAGAGGAAGUUAGUGGGUAUAGAGAACAUGAUAAGCGAGUUUUAGGUAUUAUUGAUAAUGGAGAUAUUUUUGUUUCUUAUUCUAGUGAUAGAUUGGUUGUUUUUGAUUUACGUACUGAGAGUUUAGUUGUUAGUUUUGGUUUAGAUCUGAAGAUUAGUACGGUUAGUUUACUAGAUAACGGUAAGUUAGUAGUAGGUACUGAGAGUGGAGUAGGACAUAUUUACUUAGUAGAUGACUUAAUGAUAGGAGUAGUUAGUGCUGAAGUAGUUAGUGUAGGUAGUGGGGUUAUCUUAGGAGUUGGUUUAAUGAGUAGUAGUAGUAGUAGUAGUAGUAGUAGUAGUCUUAGUGAUAUUUAUUGGGUCUUAUCUGAAGUAAUUUACUGUUUAUCUAGUAGUGGGGUUAAGAAGAUACCAUUAGGACAUCGGAUUAGUAACAAUUUCUUAGUAAUAUCUGGAUCUUAUCUUUUAUCUAGAGAUACAAAAAGCAAGUAUCAUUUAUUGCAAAUUCAAGCAAAUUCACAACUAACUGAGAUCUAUAACUUUAAAAACAGUAGACCUUUAAGAAGUUUGUUACUUUUAGAUAAGUAUUGUGACAGGUACUUAGAUAAGUAUUUUAACAAUUUAGAUAAGCAUUUAGAUAACAAUUUAGAUAACAAUUUAGAUAACCCAACUCAACUUAACCCAACUCAACUCAAUCCAUCUCCUGUUCUUAUCUUUUCUGAUAACGGACUUAGUAUUUAUAACAAUGCUGAAGAGUACUGUAGUACAGAUGCUGGUCGUGAGAAUCUUUUAGGGGUUGUUACUAUUGGAGAUAUGGUUUUGGGUCUUUCUAAUUCGGCUGGGCGAGUCUUUGCUCGUUUAGUGAGUAAAGAGGAGGUUGAACCACUUAGAUCUUCAGCUGUUCUUUUUACUGAUGAAGAUAUGACUUGUUUAGCUGCUGAUAAGAUAAAACAACAAAUCUUGAUAGGCAGAAAAGAUGGAUAUUUAGUUAUUAGAGAUAGUUUUGGUAGUUUAAUUAGUAGUGAACUUAUUGUUGCUAAAACACCUAUCAGUAGUAUUGCUGUGGUAGGAAGUAUUAGAGCUAUUGGGGCUGGAAGUAUAGUUUACUUACUGGGUGAGAAUGAAGCCCGUGAAGAGAUUCAUUAUGAUGAUGAAGUAGUAAGUCUUUGUCUUUCAGCUGAUGGUGGCUUAGUUUUAGCAGGUUUAGCAGAUAAUACUGUACGUGUUCAUCGUUUAGAUGGUGAACCUGUUUUAAGUCUUUAUGGUCAUUCUGUGCCUGUCUUAUCUAUUUUUGUUUGUUUAGAUAGUGAAAGGGUUUUUACUUUAGGUGGAGAUAAACUAGUUAAAGUUUGGGGAUUACGUCAUGGUGAUUGUCGUAAGACUUUAAAUCCUGGUGAUCCUUUAGGUAUGAUUAUUCAUAAUAACUUACUAGUCAUUAGUACAGUUACUGGUCUUAUCUACUAUUUAAAAGAGAGUUUAGAACAAGUUAAACGAGUUAGUUCAUCUUUAGGUAAGAAAAGAGGUAUUUUAGGGAGUAAUAAGAUAGCAGUUUAUGAACACCAUUUGUUUACUGUUCGUGAUGGAUCUUUAGCUUACUUUAGUGAAGGUGAGGACGGAACUACUCCAGCUGAACAAAGAGCUAAAGAAGAGAACGAAUUAGAAGUAGAGAGUAUUGCUAAGGAGAAACGAAUAUUUAAGGUAGAAGCAGCUUUAGAACUAGAAGAAGGACUUGAGGAGAAAGAUAGUCGUAAAGUCUAUCAAGCACUUUUAAGAAUGCCUAAAUCUGAUAUCAGUCGAGUAGUUGGAAGUAUGGGUACACAAAUGCGAGAAGUCUUUGCUGAAGUAUUAGUAGAGAUAGUAGAUAAGGAGGAGUAUAAUCCUCUUUAUUUAGGAUGGAGUAUUAAGUGCUUAUUUAAUCAGGAGAGGUUAACUCAACUCUUACCAGCCCAAGCAGUCGUGCGUGAACAUUUGAGAAGACAGGCUAGAUCGGCUAUGGCGGCACAAUCGGCUUUGCAAUGGCUGCUUGAUUCAAGCUAA
This is a messenger RNA of Nematocida homosporus, 2394 nucleotides long. RefSeq lists its product as uncharacterized. The record is from RefSeq and is a predicted model, not a curated record. Gene Ontology annotation, biological process: maturation of SSU-rRNA. Gene Ontology annotation, cellular component: Pwp2p-containing subcomplex of 90S preribosome; small-subunit processome. The coding region runs from base 1 to 2394 and encodes 797 amino acids. The transcript has a single exon. Lineage: Eukaryota; Fungi; Microsporidia. Gene Ontology annotation, molecular function: protein binding; snoRNA binding.